Molecule: messenger RNA, 1363 nt
Organism: Harpia harpyja (harpy eagle)
Lineage: Eukaryota; Metazoa; Chordata; Aves; Accipitriformes; Accipitridae
Gene: PACRGL
Product: parkin coregulated like
Exons: 8
Coding region: 394-1074 (226 amino acids)
Source: RefSeq, a predicted model, not a curated record
GUGUCGCCGCCGGGCCCCCUCCUGCAGCCCCACGGGGAGCCCUCGGGACACUGAGCGGCCGCCCUUCCCGAGGGGCCCGUAAGAAAGCGGGGAUACCGCUGCCCGCCGGGCCGGCGCUCCCCUCUGGCCGCCUUGAGCUGGGCUUCCCCGCGAGAGAGUGGGAGCUGUGGGGAGGGGAGAGGGGCCCGAGGAGGGGCGCGCGUCUCCCUCCUCGUCGCCUCGCUGGGUCUUUUGACGUCCCACGGUGUUCGGCGGCUCUGUGGUAACUUGCCAGAGCUUUGCUGUUCGAGCCUCUUGGCGGUUACGGUGCUCGAUGCCCCUUAUCUCGUUCUUUCUCUGCCCUAGCUGCACUCCAGGGGAGUUGACACUCACCAGGGAAGCAAUGUUCUAAAAAUGUCAUCAGGCAUCCAAAUAAAACCAAAGACUGCAGUACAGAAAAGCAAGACAUCUACUCCUUUGUCGUGUUCUCCAGAACCUGCAAUUAAACCACAGCCAAAGCCUAGUGACAAGCUGAAUCCUAAAACUAUUGAUCCGUUUGGUGCUUAUUCUCGACCACCUUCUGCAUUUGCUGCUAUAUACGCUAAAGGUGGCAUUCCAUGCAGGUUAGUGCAUGGCUCAGUAAAGCACAGACUGCAAUGGGAAUGCCUUCCUGCAACUGUUCCCUUUGAUCCUCUUCUUGUAACAUUGGCAGAGGGUCUAAGAGAGACAAAACAUCCCUAUACAUUUGUUUCAAAGGAGGGUUUUAAAGAAUUACUUAUGGUUGAAGGUGCUACUGAAAAAGCAAUUCCCUUGUUGCCUCGUCUGGUUCCAGUGUUAAAGGCUGCAUUGGCCCAUUCAGAUGAUGAAGUAUUUGGAAGGGGAUUGGAUGCUUUAGUUCAGCUGAGUGCUGUUGUUGGCCCAUCUCUUAAUGAUCAUCUCAAGCAUCUACUCACAAAUCUUUCAAGGAGAUUAAUGGACAAGAAAUUUAGAGAAAAAAUUACCGUUGCUUUACAAAAGUUGGAACAAUAUGGUGGAAAGGCAACUGUGGCUAUCAUCAAAUCUAAAAUUCCAACCUAUUGUUCUAUCUCCUCUUGAACAAGAAAACUAGUGAUUUGUACUGUAAGGUGAAGUUUGGAAAGAAACUGUCUGUGAAGAUCACUGACACUUAUGUGGGGUAUGAUAUAUUCUCUUAAAAUAAGCACAAUUCUUCAGUAUGAUGGAGAGUGGGAAAAGUCCUAUCAGUUUGUGAAUAUGUAAUUAUGGAAGACUAUUUAAAAUAAUUCUUUCUGUAUUGGCUGCUAUUUCCAUAUGCACUGUGCUUACAAUGACAUUGACUAACUGGCUAUUAUUUCAAAAGCAGAGUAAAUAUUGAUUCUUAUUUUGU